This is a messenger RNA of Paramecium octaurelia, 1491 nucleotides long. The record is from the annotation of a GenBank genome assembly. NCBI's taxonomy places the organism in Eukaryota, Ciliophora, Oligohymenophorea, Peniculida, Parameciidae.
AUGGAAAAAGAACUCAAGGAUAUCAGGGCUUACCAUCUCAAGGUUAUUGAGGACAAGUUGAUUGAACUCAUCACUCAUAAAAAUAGAAUUCUUGCAGCUCAAAGUGAGGAGAUCGGAGAGUUCAAAAAGAGCUUUGAUGAAUUCAAACCACUCACUCAAGUAAUUCAAAAAACUACCCGCGAAUGCCUAUAAGAAUUUUAGUCCAAAUUAGAUGAGGCUGAUAGACAGGCAAUUUAGCAGUUCCAUCAGCAAUAGGAUCAAUUGGAAUACCAUGCCAAUCGACUCAACCAACAAUAGAGCCAAAUGCAAAUGAUCCAAGAAUUGUUUGAAUAACAAACCAAGUAGAGAUUCCAAAUAGCGGAAAUGCAAAAGGCCAAGGAGAGAAUGCUUAAUGAAUUGCAACAAACCAAAGAAGAACUUGAACAGAAGAAAUUCUUGAAGCAACAACUUAUGAACAAUUUUAAAUUGAGUUAGCAACAAUAAAUUUAACUACAAUAAGAACUCAAAGACACAGAGCAUCAAAAGAGAUAUUGGAACAAUCUCCUCCAAGAAGCCAAAGGCAACAUACGUGUCUACUGUCGUAUUCGACCUAAUUCACAAGAGGACAUGUUACUAUUAAAUGGAGAGUGUACGUUGGUACUUCGAGUCCCAGAAAGGUUCUUGAAGUCAACUAAUUGUUAAAAGGAGAGCAGUUUUAAUUUCGAACACAUCUUCAACCAAGAAGCAGACCAAUAAGAAAUUUAUAAUGAACUCUCAGAUUUAGUUCAAAAUGUGGUUGAUGGACAUAAUGUGUGCAUUUUCGCUUACGGAUAAACUGGCUCAGGCAAAACCUAUACUAUGCAGGGCGAUGAUUAUAAUAAGGGUGUGAUACCAAGGGCAGUAGAGCAAAUCUUUCAGGAGAGAUAGGGAAUGCUAGAAUUGGGUUGGUAAACUUCCAUUAGAGUUGGAUUCCAAGAAAUUUAUAAUGAGUAGAGUAGAGAUCUAAUUACCAAUUAAAAGUGUGAUGAAGUCAAAUUAUUAGAUGUUAAGGACAUUUUUGAAGUUGCAGAACAUUUUAAUACUGCUAAAAAGAAUAGACAAGUUGCGGAGACUCUCAGUAACGAAGUGUCCUCUAGGAGUCAUUUUAUAUUUUAGUUAAAUUUGUAAGGACACUUGGGAGAUAAGCAAAUCAAUUCAACUUUAAAUUUGAUAGAUUUGGCUGGUUCUGAAAGGGCAAAUGUAGCAAAAACUGAAGGAGACAGAUUCACUGAAACCAAAGCAAUUAACAAAUCACUAAGUGCCUUGGGUGAUGUCUUUAAUGCUCUUUAUACCAAAUAGCAACAUGUUCCAUUUAGGAAUAGCAAGUUGACUUUUUCAUUGUACAAGUAUAUGGAAGGAAGUUCUAAGACAUUAAUGAUGGUUAACAUUUCAUCAAGAUCAGAAGACUUUUAAUAGACUCUUGCUAGUCUUAGAUUUGCAGAAAAAGUAAAGUCUUGUUAAAUUAAGAAGUGA